This is a messenger RNA of Miniopterus natalensis, 2926 nucleotides long. RefSeq names its product DnaJ heat shock protein family (Hsp40) member B1 (gene DNAJB1). Gene Ontology annotation, biological process: negative regulation of transcription by RNA polymerase II. NCBI's taxonomy places the organism in Eukaryota, Metazoa, Chordata, Mammalia, Chiroptera, Miniopteridae. The record is from RefSeq and is a predicted model, not a curated record. Gene Ontology annotation, cellular component: cytosol. Gene Ontology annotation, molecular function: Hsp70 protein binding; transcription corepressor activity.
GUUGCGGCCCCGCCCCGGAUAUCGCGCGUCCCAGGCUGGGCGGCGGGGAUUGGUCGUCGCGGAGCGAGGGGCGGGACGGAAGGUUCUGGAGGGGGCUGGCGGGAUCUGGAAGCUUCCGCCGGACGGGUAUAUAGAGUCCGGGACGGGGAGGCAGAGUGGGGGGGACUCCGACAGCUGGGCGGCAGGCCGCAGGCGGGGGCCAUGGGAAAAGACUAUUACCAGACGCUGGGCCUAGCCCGCGGAGCGUCGGACGAGGAGAUCAAACGGGCCUACCGCCGCCAGGCGCUGCGCUACCACCCGGACAAGAACAAGGAGCCCGGCGCCGAGGAGAAGUUCAAGGAGAUCGCCGAGGCCUACGACGUGCUCAGCGACCCGCGCAAGCGCGAGAUCUUCGACCGCUACGGAGAGGAAGGCCUAAAGGGCGGUGGCCCCAGUGGUGGGAGCAGCGGUGGUGCUAAUGGUACCUCCUUUAGCUACACAUUCCAUGGAGACCCUCAUGCCAUGUUUGCUGAGUUCUUCGGUGGCCGAAAUCCCUUUGACACCUUUUUUGGACAGCGGAAUGGGGAAGAAGGCAUGGACGUUGAUGACCCAUUCUCCAGCUUCCCCAUGGGCGUGGGUGGCUUCACCAACAUGAACUUUGUCCGUUCCCGCCCUGCCCAAGAGCCCACCCGAAAGAAGCAAGACCCCCCUGUCACCCAUGACCUUAGAGUCUCCCUUGAAGAGAUCUACAGCGGUUGUACCAAGAAGAUGAAGAUCUCCCAUAAACGACUGAACCCCGAUGGGAAGAGCAUUCGCAACGAAGACAAGAUCUUGACCAUUGAAGUGAAACGGGGGUGGAAAGAAGGGACCAAAAUCACCUUCCCCAAGGAGGGAGACCAGACCUCUAACAACAUUCCAGCUGACAUCGUCUUUGUUUUAAAGGACAAGCCACACAAUAUCUUUAAGAGAGAUGGCUCUGAUGUCAUUUACCCAGCCAGGAUCACCCUUCGGGAGGCUCUCUGUGGCUGUACUGUGAAUGUCCCCACUCUGGACGGCAGGACCAUACCCAUCGUGUUCAAAGAUGUCAUCAGGCCUGGCAUGCGGCGAAAAGUUCCUGGAGAAGGCCUUCCUCUCCCCAAAACACCCGAGAAACGUGGGGACCUCAUUAUUGAGUUUGAAGUAAUCUUCCCUGAAAGGAUUCCCCAGACAUCAAGAACCGUACUUGAGCAGGUUCUUCCAAAAUAGCCACCUGUGUUCCCCAAGGACUGACCAGGGACCUUUCCAGAGCUCAAGGAUUUCUGGACCGUUCCACCAGUUGUGGACCCGUGAGAGGGCGGGAGGGCCCAGGGAGGGCUUUCGUACUGCUGAAUGUUUUCCAGAGAAUAUAUUACAAUCUUUCAAAGUCGUGCACUAGACUUCAGUGGUUUUUCGAGCGAUAGGGCGGCAGGUGGUGGUGACAGCAGAAGAAGGCAUUCCAGUUUGCCCCACCGGGUCCUGCAGCCCUCCUGGGAUGGGCCCACCCAUCCUCUUCCAGGCCCUGCCCAAGGCCAAGAGGCAGCCCUGCAGUUGGACUUGAGCCCUCUGUCAUCCCUCUGCUUGUGACCAUUAGGUGAUGUCAACCUGCUGUCCUGGUUACCACACCUUCCCUGUAUGCUCUACACUUUCCACGGUGUGACCAGUUUGUAUUUGUUUUAUUUUGUAUUUGUCUCCCAUAUCUUGCUCUUCCUCUGAAGAAUCCCAUCUUUUGCCAUCUCAAAUUGAGAACCUAGACUAUUUUUGCAGAACUGCCUGUCCUGCACAAGCAAUACCUCUCAUUCCAGCAGGACCAAGGGAGCCAGCCUCAGUGAGUAGUGAGUGACUUCCACAGCCACCUCUCACUCGAGAGUCAGGAGCCCUUUCAACCUCUGGCUCCGAGGCCAAGUGUGCUCACUUAAGGGUCCUUUCCUGUAAGGCAAUCUUUGGCACACCUGGGCUUCCCAAUGGCCCAGGUCAUUUUUUUGCUUAAUGGAUUCUGGACUCUUUCAAAAGGAUCUGAUCCUUUUGAAUUUUGCACAGCCCUAGAUAUAAUCCCUUUUGAUAAAAGGGUCUUUGCUCCUGAUUACAGGAGCACGGUGGAACAUCUGUAAAUAUGUUUUUAUAAUUCCAUGUAAAGUUAGUGUACACUCAAACCAGUCCAUGGCAGCUGCUGCUCUCUGUAUAGGCCCAUGAUGGAAUUCAGAAGGGAUGGGGGGGUUGGAAUGAGGGUUCCCUGUAGGCCAGUCUGGUGCUCAGACCUUUAGACUCAUUGUAAGUUGCCACUGCCGACACGAGACCAAAGCGUGUGACUUGUCAAUGUGCAGCGUGACAGCAUUAAAGACUGAUGCUAAACCUCAGGGGAGCAGUCCUGCGACUCUGUUUGAGGGCUCUGCUGAUGGGGUGGGGGCUGGGCAUCCCUCCAGCCAGGGCAGGAGGGAGGGGUUGGGUGAGAGGCAGGAGUCCUCUGCGAAAGAGAGAUAACUCUCCCCUCCUGGGCUCCAUGUGAGGUGGGGAGUGUCAACCCACCCAGACUUUGCAUCCAGACAUCCAGAGACCCCACUGGAUUCAGAGCUUGUUUUUUGUGAAGGUUGGGGCCAAAAUUAAGCAUUUCCCCUUCCGGUCUUCGGGGGCCUGGGGGCAGUGCGUGGUCUGCCCUCUUAAUCCUCCUCUACCCUUCUUUCUGGAACGGGCUGGGCUGCCAGGCAGACCCUGGCCAGGCCUUACUAGGAUUCCCGGCCUUCGCUGGCUGCCUUCCCUGGAGAAGACCAUUUCCUGUCCUCCCUUUAUUUGCAGGCCACUGAAACUGCUUUUACUUUGUAACUUUUUUUAAGGAACUGGUUUUACUAUAAGGUAAGUAAUUACACAGGCUGGAAACAAUGUGUUGCUACUUUGCUACAAAAAGUCAAUAAAAAUAAGACCAUAUUAAAGUCAA